This is a messenger RNA of Actinia tenebrosa (Australian red waratah sea anemone), 2882 nucleotides long. RefSeq names its product QRFP-like peptide receptor. Gene Ontology annotation, cellular component: membrane. Lineage: Eukaryota; Metazoa; Cnidaria; Anthozoa; Actiniaria; Actiniidae. Gene Ontology annotation, molecular function: G protein-coupled receptor activity. Gene Ontology annotation, biological process: G protein-coupled receptor signaling pathway. The record is from RefSeq and is a predicted model, not a curated record.
GGUUGCGUUGGUUUGUAUGCUUGAUGCAACGACAUCUACAUCAGUUAAGCCAGAAUUCUGUUACAGAUUCUUCAUGUACCACAACAGCAAAGCUGGAUGUUGCUUUAUUCGGUUUUACGACACCUAACAGUGUSGUGCAAAAAUAGUCGUCAGUGGUUCGAUACUUCCGCAUCCAAAACACUCCAAAACCUCUUAUCGAUGUUAAAUCCGUUUCGACAAUCUUUAGGGCUAAUCUUCCCAUUUUAAUGAUUUGCAAACCAUUAGAACAGCCCAACAGGUCUCUAGACCGUUUAAGACUUCUUGCGAUUCUGGCUUUCUACUUGGCUCUUCUUAAGGGACUUCAAGAACCGUCUUGCUUGCUUGGCUUAAUUCCCAUCCGUCUCUCUUCCGUUCGUUAGUUUACAUUAUCAACUUAUUACAAACAGAUUUCUGCUUGUUGACUGAUAUUAGUUGUUUGGUAAUUACGUCAAAGCUUUUUAGCGACCGGUGAUUUGGCAAUCGCAGAUUUAUAUCAUAAGGACAAGGACACGCAAGCGGAAGGUUAUUAUUGCCAGGAAUAGCAGGGAAUACGAGAGAUAAGAGACGCAAGUAUCGGCAAGCUUUGACUGUACAUUACGAGGCGCUAAUGAGUAAAGUAAGAUGAUCUAAACGAAAACAAACAAACAAUACACCCAAAAAAAUCACAAGAACAAACCGCAAAUAUCGAAUGGAUGAAAUGAAAAAGUUGGUUUGAAAUUGAAAUUCUUCUAAGAUAACAAUCAGAGUAUUCAAAUAAUAUCAGAGUAUUCAGAGGACAUCGCACAACCAGAUUAUUAAAAGAGCAUUUCAAAGGACAUCGCRGAGGUGAAAAAACCACUUGUUAAGACACGAAAAAGCUAUCACGCUCGGCAUAAGCUCAGUGCAUUUGGAAAGGAAGUUCGUCUUCAAAAAUGACAAUGUCUGAAACAAUUCUGACGGUUUUAUUCGCCAUUAAUUCAGCGACAGGAAUAGUAUUCAAUGUUCUUGUAGUUGUUGUAAUUCUCCGUACCAACUCGUUAAAAACUCCGAUGAAUUACCUAUUGCUUAACCUAGCCAUUAGCGAUAUUAUGAUUUCAGUGUUUGUUCUCCCUCGUCAUGUGUUUUUUGGUGCGUUCAACCAUCAAGAAGACUCGAGGAGUGAUUUCUUGUGCAAGUUUAUAUCUGGAGGAGUUUUUAUUKGGAUCGGGGCAACUGCUGAAGGCUACACACUUAUAACUAUAGCAACUGAACGAUAUCUUGCUAUACUACAUCCCUACAGCUUUAAGAAACGCAUCACUAUCAGGAAACUCAGAUGGAUUGUUCCACUUUGUUGGGGGAUAAAUACUGCGGUGAAUACCCCAACACUUGCGGCUCUUUCUUACAGCAAAGAAAGGCACUUUUGCAUCGAAUCGUGGCCUGAAUGGGUCGAGCCGAGAGCGUACGUCGGAUUUGUCUUUAUGGUGGGGACAAGUUCAGUCGUUGCUAUGUUCGUACUUUAUUCCUUCGUUAUCUAUUAUUUAUGGAAAGGGCAACAUAACGCUAUAGAAGCAUCUCAGAAUGCUCGGCUUAAAAUGCGUAAAAGAGUCACCCAAAUGCUAGUGAUAAUCACUGUAUUACACGCCUGUUGUAGACUACCUAACUAUACAUUUUAUCUUCUUGCGUAUGUUGCUCCUGGAGCUGUGUAUGGUUCAAUGGUGUACAACGUGACGGUCUUAUUUAUCUUGUUUAACUCUGUUACCCAUCCGUUUUUGCUUUGCCUGCAUUUGAACACCUUCAGAAAAGGAAUCAAACGUUUGCUGGGCUGCGGAAAUUCGGUUGUUGAACCCGCAAAUCUUAUGGAAAGUACUGUUCAGUUUAACGCUGGAAGAAUAAACUACAACUUGCACCCUCUGGUAUCAUUCGAGCAUUCAAGUCAGUUGAUUGCUAGACAUUAAGCCUUCGUUAUUUAAGUCAUCAUACAUCACAAGAGUAUUCUUAAUAAGUGGUAUUGAGCAAUAAUUCGAAAGCACGCACACACAAAAAUUGCUGUUACAAGAUACUAAUCAAUUCUUGCUGGGUUUCACAAACCAAUGCAAAAGAUGAAUAAUGGUGAUAAAAAAAUUUUGAGGAGAGCGGAAAGUCAGAGAAAGUCGAGAGUUCUGAGAGGAAGAACCUGCAAUAAAACAGGAAAACAACACACUUAAUUGAAAACUCAGGAGAAGUGGAAAAGGCGAAAACAUUUACGAUAAACCACUUUUCACAGGAGAUGAAAGUUAAUCGUAAUAAAGUUAGAGAUGUCGCAGACAAGAUUGACUUGAACAAUUUUUUCAGCUAUCUAUUUACCGACAAUUUGAAGCAACGAAAUUUGACAACGAACGAUGUUGGAAAGCAACAGCGAGGAUUGACCACUAAGAUAGUAACCUAAGUCUGAGUAUAAAGAAGUACUUUUGUUUACCAGAUCAUUAAAAAAGUGAACAUUUUGUGAGACGUGAGCUACAGGAAUGCAUUAGCGAGGAACUCUGAAUGACUAGGUCAUUAAUCGAAGUMUAAUACGAAAAAAGUACUUUUGCUUCCCAGAUUAUCAAAAAAGGAAGGAAUUCGUAAGCUACUGGGAAUGCAACAGCGAGGAAUAACCACUACGAUAAUUUAAUCAGUCUGAUACGAAAGGUGACCGUUGGAUAGCGCUAUCCACUCUUCGUACAACMGGACMCAGUCUGAUACGACAUCGCGUGGUAAAAGAAUGAUCUAUAGAAGCAACAACGAGGAACUCAAAACAGCUGACGCAUGGAUGCAUGGGAGAGUAAGGUCUAUAAAUAUCUUGCAGUUUUUAAAGACAGUUCAAUAGCACGAAAAUGUAAUACCGAUCGAAAUGAUAAGCAAUAUAAAUGAUAAUCAAACUAAACAGC